AUGGCAAGGAUCAAUCGGGGAAUUCGCAUAUCAAUCAGAGACGAAAUAGAGUCGAGCAGUGUCGUCGUCCCUACCUGCACCUGUCCAGUUCACCUGUCCUUUCUGGCUUCUGCUCCUGGUGCUGUGAUCGUUUCCUUCAAAACACCCAUAUCCAUUACUUUUCCACGGUUGCAUCAUUCACGUAAUGACGUCAUUGCUGACCCGAGAAGGUUGACUGAUAAGCGAAGCAGUGAUGGCCGUCCAUGCACGCAUAAGAACCAAAUUCAAGGUUCUGUACAUAAUUCUGGUCUUGACUGGAUUCUUCCGCCUGGAAAUGGUAGAUCAAAUCUCCCCGCUUGGGUGGUGAUGGUCAAAGGAAUUCCGCACGAUCGCAAUGAGAAGAAGAGUCUGCCGAAAGAGAGCUUAAUAGCGCUGUUUCAUGAGCCUAUCCGAAACAAACCGGUCCUUGUGGUUUCUGCAGUCGUCGCCUCUCUGGCCAUCGCUGUAACCAGCACUCAUCUCUUCGUGGCCAGUCCCAUAGAUCCAGUCGAGUAUCAACUGCCGUCACCACCUCAUUUCGAAGAGGAGCUUGCCACGAACACACGGUUAGCUAAGGCGGAACUACUACUUGAGGAUCAAGUUUAUGGUCCAGAAUGCAUCGCGGUGGAUCAGAAAAGCGGCCGGGCAUAUACUGGGUUGAAAACUGGGCUCAUUUGCGAGAUUGAUUAUAGUGGAAAGGAGGCAAAAAUUCUUCGAGCCGUACGACUCACUUCGCUCGAAGGAUGUGAUGGAUCCUAUCAAUCCAUGAUUAAGUGUGGUCGUCCGCUGGGAAUGAGGAUUCAUCCACAGUCCAAGGAGUUGUACGUGCUGGAUGCUUAUCUAGGAUUAUUUGCGAUUAACUGGGAUACAGAGAAAGUGCGGCAGUUUUUCACGAGUGGAACAUCCAUAUCUGACGACGACAGCGCAGCUCCUACAAGGUAUCUCAAUGAUUUUGAUUUUUUGCCCGAUGGACGGCUGGUGAUCUCCGAGUCGAGUACAAAAUUCGAUGAUAGGGAUUUUAUCUAUGAUCUGCUGGAGCACAGACCGAAUGGGAGGUUGCUAGCGUACGAUCUUGAAAAAGAAGAGCUUUCCGUGAUGAUCGAUAACUUAUACUUCCCAAACGGGGUCGAAGUGGUGCGAGGAAAAGUUUUUAUAGCGGAAAUGGGAAAAGCCAGAAUACUCAAGUAUUCUCCUUCUUCAAAUACAAUCAAUGUGCUCAAUGAUAACCUUCCUGGUUAUCCGGACAACAUCAGACAAACGAGUAACGGUGAACUUUGGGUACCCAUAGCAGCGAUGAGGUCGGACGGAGAUAACUGGUUGGCUGCAAGACCUACAUUGAGAGCUCUGCUCACAAAGCAGUUUUUCGUAUUACAGUUGCUCUCAUCUCAAGGUGUGCAGGCGGUCGCCGAAUGGAUGACUCGCAAAUAUGGAUUAGUACUCAAGAUGGAUGUGGAGUCUGGAAAAAUACUGGAGUCGCUCCAUGACAGUACUGGUCGUGUUUCCGAUAUCACAACGGCUGUAGAAGACGGGCACGGACAUUUGCUUAUAGGAAGCGAUGCAAAUUACUAUUUAGCCAAACUCAAACUGUGA
Molecule: messenger RNA, 1608 nt
Organism: Necator americanus (New World hookworm)
Lineage: Eukaryota; Metazoa; Nematoda; Chromadorea; Rhabditida; Ancylostomatidae
Exons: 12
Coding region: 1-1608 (535 amino acids)
Biological process (GO): biosynthetic process
Cellular component (GO): endomembrane system
Molecular function (GO): hydrolase activity; strictosidine synthase activity
Source: RefSeq, a predicted model, not a curated record